This is a messenger RNA of Triticum dicoccoides, 1498 nucleotides long. RefSeq names its product cis-3-alkyl-4-alkyloxetan-2-one decarboxylase-like. NCBI's taxonomy places the organism in Eukaryota, Viridiplantae, Streptophyta, Magnoliopsida, Poales, Poaceae. Bases 16 to 1146 code for a protein of 376 amino acids. Gene Ontology annotation, molecular function: epoxide hydrolase activity. The record is from RefSeq and is a predicted model, not a curated record. The transcript has 14 exons.
CCCGCCAGCCCUCCCAUGGCGCCGCCGCUCGCCGCCCCGCGCUUCCACGCCGCCCUCCCCCGCGGCCUCCUCCUCCGCCCCCGGAAGCCCCUCCCCACCUGGCGCCGCGCCGCUCGCCCGGACGACCAGGAUCUGUACGUCGACGACGACAUCGGAGACGGCUUCUCGUUCAGCGGGGGGAAGUAUGCGGAAGCCGAAGGCCCGAGUAAGUCGGACGAGUGGUUCGCUCAGGGGAGAAUGGUAAAAGCUCAUGCAUUAUAUGGGAACAAAGAAAAGGCAAAGGAUCCCUUUUUUGGGCUCACCAUGGGUUCAGGAUCACAAUCUUCGGGUGAUGUUUUUAAUUGGUUUUGUGUGGAAGCGGGGAGCUCUUCUAAUCCUACUGUCCUUCUAAUUCAUGGGUUUCCAUCUCAGGCAUACUCUUACCGAAAUGUGCUACCUGUACUAUCAGACAAGUAUCGUUCCAUUGCUUUUGACUGGCUUGGUUUUGGAUUCUCAGACAAGCCUCAACCUAAAUAUGGUUUUGACUAUACUCUGGAUGAAUAUACUUCAGCCCUGGAAUCAUUAAUCGAUGCUGUUGCUCCUGAUAAGCUCUCCAUUGUUGUUCAGGGGUACUUCGCUCCAAUUGUAGUCAAAUAUGCUAAAGAACAUCAGGACAAGUUGAACCACCUUAUACUAGUUAAUCCACCGAUAACCGACAAACAUGCAAAGCUUCCAUCCACCCUUGCAUGUUUCAGCAACUUUUUGUUGGGCGAAGUAUUUUCUCAGGAUCCUCUUAGAGCUAGUGAUAAGGCCUUGACUAGUAGUGGGCCAUACAUGAUGAAGGAGGAAGAUGCUACUGUAUAUAGAAGGCCAUACCUUGUCUCAGGUGCAUCUGGUUUUGCACUGAAUGCAAUAACAAGAGCUAUGGGAAAGGAUCUUAAGGCUUACAUUGAGUCCAUGAGGAGCAUAUUAGCGAGUGAUUCAUGGAAUACGAAGACAACAAUAUGUUGGGGCUUGAGAGAUCGUUGGCUCACUUAUGAUGGGGUUGAAGAUUUUUGUGAUGGCCUAAAACACAACGUUGUGCAGCUGCCAAUGGCAGGGCACCAUGCUCAGGAGGAUCGUGGUGAAGAGCUAGGGAAUAUACUAAAACGUAUACUGAGGGUUUGAAGUGCCAACAUGGGGUAUUAUGAAAGGAUGACGAGGCAUGGACAUCAGUCAGGCAUCAAAGAGGGCAGACUAUUCUUUAACCAUGAUCCACAUCAAAAUAUUUAUUGGUUCAUAUGAGGCCAACUCAUCCCCAGUGAAAUGCGCAUUAGCUGACAUGAUGAGGAGUAGGACUACCCUGGUGCAUCGUCUAAGUGCUGACUCCACAAUAGCAGCUACUGGUUUAAAAAACCCUUAACAUGAUUAUGUUGUCAAACUUUACAUAUCACUAUAUGGAUGCUAGUGUUUAACCAACAGUUUAGUGUGGUUCAUGCCUAUGCGACUGUAUGACAAGCAUCUAAUGAGUGGUUGUUAA